Mytilus californianus (California mussel) is the source of this 1260-nucleotide messenger RNA. RefSeq names its product neo-calmodulin-like. Bases 113 to 619 code for a protein of 168 amino acids. The record is from RefSeq and is a predicted model, not a curated record. Gene Ontology annotation, molecular function: enzyme regulator activity; calcium ion binding. NCBI's taxonomy places the organism in Eukaryota, Metazoa, Mollusca, Bivalvia, Mytilida, Mytilidae. The transcript has 5 exons.
GCUCUUAAGCGUCGUUAGCGACAGGGAACCAGUCACGUAUAAAGGGACCAGGUUCAUAGUUAUUGUGAAAUAUUAUACAUGUGAUAUCACAAAGUUUACAUAGGAAGACACAAUGAGUACAAAAACAAAAACAAGUACAAAAUCGAAACAGAGUCGUAAAACAACAGAUUUAGACAAAGAAAUUGACGAGCUUUUCAAAGUAUUUGAUAAAAAUGGUGACAAAAGUAUAACAGCUUCAGAAUUAGGAGCUGCUAUGAGAUUUUUAAAUUUAAAUCCAACUAAAAAGGAAAUUACAGAGACAAUGAAGUUACUUGAUGUCAAUAACGAUAACAAAAUACAAAAGGAUGAAUUCCGCAAAUUUUUGAAAAACUAUUUAAAGGAAAACCCGGAAGUAAUGACACAAGAGGAAUCGAUAAGAGCAGCAUUUAAAGUAUUCGACAGAGACGGUAAUGGCUAUAUAGAUGGUAAAGAAUUAAAAGUUGCAAUGACAAAAUUAGGCGAAGCCCUUACAGACAAGGAGCUAGGAGAAAUGAUGCGAGAUGCUGAUGCAAAUGGAGAUGGUAAAAUAGAUUAUAACGAAUUUGUGAAGAUUUGGACUGAAACGGAGAAAGCAAAGUAAUAUAGACAUUGCAGUUCAAAAUGUGUUCAUUUUCGUUCUCAUUACCAGAAACAGCAUUCAGUCGUUCCAUAACAUGUAAACAUACAAAUUCUUGUUGGAACCAUAUCAACGUGUUUACGAUUUAACUUUGCCGAUUUUUUUUUCGGUCCUGGGAUAAUCUUUCUCAGAUUAAACUGCAAAAUAUUAUGUUUGUCGAUUCAUGCAGCACUGGAAACCUUUUGAGUUUAAAGACAUGAGCAAAACUUUCGAUGCUAUGGAGAUCAUUUCACUUUUUUUUGUGGUUUACCUUUUACCCCCAAAGACCUUUAUUUAUAUCAAAUUCUUUGUUUGAGACUAAUGUAUUUAUACCAUAUACAGUCGGACAUGCCUUUUAUUGUUUACUUUGAUGUAAAUUUGUUACCAGGACAAAUGUUAUGUGUGUUAGAAUCCAGCAGAACUCCACUGAAGUUAGGUUUUGUUUACUCCUUAAACAUUUAGUUAUAAGCGUUGAUGUGAUACAUGUACAAAAUAUGCAUCUGUGAUAAAAAUAAUAUCUAAUUCUAUCAUUGUAUAUGAACUAUUAAUACCUGCAAUACUUAUUUUAUGUCAAUUUUUAAGAAUAUUUUAUUUUUACUGAUAAAUAAACUAGUUAUAUAAAACGU